AGGGGGAGGAAAAAAUAUUCAGAACCAGGAAAUGCAGCCGUUUCCAAUAUGGAGGUACCCAUGAGUUUUGAAGGAGACUUGUUUCAUCGUCUCAUAUUCUUACUGUAAGGCAAGUAUUGGAAGUAUUGGCAAUCGAAUAUCCCUUAUGCGUAAAGCUGUUAAAUCAUGCACACGAGCCCACAUAUUGCUGCUAAGACAAGGAUCAACACUACGCAUUUGCAAUGAACUGCGCUCGCUGUCUACUGCGGCUGCAUAGUUUGGGCUUCUUAGCCCCCUCUGCCAGAGGCUCUUUCCAGCACACUGCCUUGAUCCAGACAUCCUCAGUGCAUACAAUAGCAACAGCCCUAAUCCCACACAAGACUAAUUGUCAGAUCAGAUAUGUAGCAGAGAACGUUUUUUCCUGUCUCUACCAGACACGGAGGCAUUUCCAUGGCAGCCCAGCAUGUGCAAAGAACCAGCCUAUGACAACAGACCACGGAGAGGAGGAGGAGGAUGGCAAACGGAAGAACCGGUCUCUGGUAACCCACGACGACUUGUUUGAGAGAGCCUCCAAGGAUGCCAAAUCCAAAGCUACCUUUAACAGAGUGGUGGAGGUCUUCACAAGGAGGGACAUUCGACGGAGGGGUCACGUAGAGUUCAUAUACGCUGCCCUGAAGAAGAUGCAGGAGUUUGGUGUGGAGCGGGACAUCGCCGUGUACAACAAGCUGUUGGAUGUGUUUCCUAAAGAGGUUUUCGUGCCCAGGAACUUCAUUCAGCGCAUGUUCAACCACUACCCCAGACAACAAGAGUGUGGAGUACAAGUGCUCGAGCAAAUGGAGAACUAUGGCAUCAUGCCCAACGUGGAGACGAAGGUCCUGUUGGUCCAGAUCUUUGGGGAGAAGAGCCACCCUAUCCGAAAGUUCCAGCGUCUCAUGUACUGGUUCCCCAAGUUCAAGCACGCCAACCCCUUCCCCGUCCCCCUCCAGCUCCCGGAGGACCCCGUUGACUUGGCACGCCUCAGUCUGAAGCGCAUCGGCAACGACCUCGAUGCCAAGGUCACCGUCUACCAGAUGCCGUCUACGGACAUCUUGGAGACGGGAGAGGAGAUCACACUGCCUCACGUCGUAGGUAUCCAGAGCCCAGACCAGAAGGAGAUGCUGGCGAACCACAACCCCGGCAAGCCUGUGUUUGUGGAGGGACCCUUCCCCCUGUGGCUCAGGAACACAUGUGUCUACUACUAUGUGCUGAGGGCUGAUCCCCUGCCCCCAGACGAACAGGUUGAAGAGCCGUACGACCCAGAGAGGUGUUUUGAUUACCCGCUUCAGUUGGACCUGGACCUGGACAGGGACAUGGGGGAUGAUACCAGCUUCCAUGUGGACAAAGUGGAGGAGGGCCAGGUGUAUGCCAUGUGCAUGUCGGGCCAGGGAGACCAGGCCACCCUCAACCAGUGGAUCUCCGGCCUCCAGGAGGCCAACCCCAUCCUGGGCCGCAUCCCCACCCUCUUCCGCCUGGACGCUGGGCCCAGGGAGCUCCAGGGGGUGGUUGACCCUGAUCCAGGGCACGGCUACGAGGCUGACCCAGAGAUGGAUGCCCGUCCCGGGGAAGAGGAACCAGGGUCGGACACUGUGGUGGUGGAGGAGGAGGAGGAAGAGGAGCCUGGACGCAGACAAGGACUGAAGCAGGGCGCAUCAGGACUAUGAAGGGGACCAGUUUGAGAACAUGUAUCUGCGAAUACAGUUAGACACAUUUUAAGAAUACCCCACUAGCAAUCUUACCACUGAUACCAUCAUCAUGUUGAUCCGCAAAUAUAAAAGGAGAAUGUGGCCUAUACAAUCUGUUGCUAUAAUCAGUUACUUUCCUGUAGACAAACGGAAGUGCGAGCUUAAGCAAAUACGGUAGAUAUGCGUGUCUACCCUGCUGCUGUUCAAAUUCACAUGUCGCUUUAAGUUAUUCCCCUUAGAGGAAUUUUAGAAUUUGCACUGUGUGUGAAGUCAACAAUAAAUUUCUGUCAAGAUGUGAA
Messenger RNA from Osmerus eperlanus (European smelt), 1999 nucleotides. RefSeq names its product ECSIT signaling integrator (gene ecsit). The record is from RefSeq and is a predicted model, not a curated record. Gene Ontology annotation, molecular function: protein binding. Bases 222 to 1679 code for a protein of 485 amino acids. The transcript is spliced from 8 exons. Gene Ontology annotation, biological process: cell surface receptor protein serine/threonine kinase signaling pathway; innate immune response. Lineage: Eukaryota; Metazoa; Chordata; Actinopteri; Osmeriformes; Osmeridae. Gene Ontology annotation, cellular component: mitochondrion.